AUGGCAAAAAUGGGCAUGAAAAUGAAUAUAUCGGAAUCUAAUGGAUCCGAAGAAGCGUCCGAUUUUUCAAUUCCUGAACUUCCUGAAGGUCAAGUUCUCAGAUUCGUUCUGUAUACUUCAUGGGAUGAUCCUCAUUUCAUCGGAAUCAAUACUAUUGAAUUGUUUAAUGUAUUUGGUGAACAACCAGAAAUUAAUCAAAUGAAAACAAACGCAAAAAUAACGCAAGGCUCUCUGGAUAAUGUAUUCAAGAGCAGAGAUGCUGAUUUAUCCACUAAUGACCCUGGAAAAAUGUGGUCUGCCAGAUAUGAUGAUCUUUUCGAACCGGUUUACAUUGAAAUUUGCUUGGAAAAAAAAGAAAGUAUUGCAAUGAUCCGAAUUUGGAAUUAUAACAAAUCACGUGUUCAUGCAUUGUGUGGAGUACAUGAUCUUCGAAUUGAUUUGGAUAGCAGGAUGAUAUUUCAGGGCGAGAUUUCUUGCGCAUUUACGUUUGACAGCAAAGAAGAACCUAUGGUUGAUACAAUUUUAUUCACAACGGAUGAAACAAUAUUAGAAUUAAUUGCGGAGAACGAUAAAUGCUUGCGCACGCAUGAAAUGAUGCGCAGUGCUUUGGAUCUUCAUCAGCUGGCUGAUGAGCUCUCAGGUUUUUUGAUAAUAAAAGCACGAGCAAGUUAUGUUCAAAUGGAGUCAUCGUUACCAGUUUCAAGAACAUCAAUUACAUCAACAGACGCAAUCAGACCAAGCACCGGGGAUCGAAAAUCACAAUAUCACAGUUUAACAUGCUUAGCUGAUUGUGAUCGUGAUCAACAGACGAUCGAUCGUGAUGGAAGUAAUAAUGAAAGUUCUUCCAGUUCAACGAUUAAUUCAUUUAAAAGAACAAAUCAAGAAGAAACCAUCUCAGAAAAUGAUUCAAUAAGAGAUGACGCUGCGUUUCUCUCAAUAAAAGUUUUUCAUAUGGAACUUCUGGAAAACUGGGGUGCUCCUGAUUGCAUCGGUCUUACCGGACUACAGUUUUUUGGUCCACAAGGUACUAUUUGCAGUCAUUUGAACUGCAAUAUAACAACCUCUACAGCAGCACAUAUUUCACGCAGGCUAUUAAAUGGGAAGAAUCUAACAAGAAGUAGAGAAGAUAUGUGGCUUACACCUUUUUCACGUUACUCUCCACCUGUACGAGUUACAAUAACAUUUCCUGAGCCUAUCAUCGCUUCAGGUAUUUGUGUGUGGAACUAUAAUGCUUCACCAGAAAUGUCAUACGCUGGAGUGCGAAGUAUGCAACUUUAUGUAAAUGGUAAAACGCUUCCAGGGCCCAUAUUGCUGAGAAAAGCUCCAGAUGUUGCAGGAUUUAUUUACUUCGACUAUGUUCAAGAUAUUAUAUUCAACAAAUGUAUUUUGUACAGACCUGUUUCCAGACCAGAAAAUGAUUGCAUUCUUGCAUUUACUUAUCAAUUACAACUUCACUCUACGUGGGGCGAUGAAUACUACAUUGGUCUCAAUGGAAUAGAAUUUUACGAUCAUCACGAAGAACUAAUCAAACUUCUCCCACAAAGUUUACUUUCAUUCUAUCAAGAACUUACCAUUAAUUUGGCAGCAUUUCCGGAAAGUGUCAAUAUAUUACCUAAUGUUAGCAACGACCAACGUACAAGCGAUAAACUUAUAGAUGGCUACAACGAUACCGAAAACCCAUCACAUAUGUGGCUUACACCAAUUUUGCCGAAUCGUUGCGCACGUGUAUUUGUAAUAUUCGACGCUCCAACAUAUGUAUCACGCAUAAAUGUAUACAACUACCGUAAGACAUCAUGGCGUGGAGUUCGUCUUAUUAGCAUAUCAAUUGAUGAUCUGAUUGUAUACAGCGGAGAAGUACCUCAAAGUACACCAGAAAAAACGGGUUUGCUGACAGUAUCUUUACGUGAAGAAUAA
Thelazia callipaeda (thelaziosis nematode) is the source of this 1914-nucleotide messenger RNA. The record is from the annotation of a GenBank genome assembly. NCBI's taxonomy places the organism in Eukaryota, Metazoa, Nematoda, Chromadorea, Rhabditida, Thelaziidae.